ACUUAAGACUUCACCUAUCUUAUUCUCUUUCUCUCUCUUUCUCUCUCUCUCUCUAUACACACCUCUAUAUAUAUAUUUAUAUAUAUAUACACACACAAUAAUAAUUCCAUAUAUAACAAUUUCAAACCCUCCACAUGUAGUAGAUGAAAGACAACAAACAAGUAUUAAACCUUAGCAGUCUUCAGACGAAACCCCUCACCACAAAUACUCUUUCUCUCUCAUAUACCUUUCUUUUCCUUUCCUUUCCUUUCUUUCUUUCUUUUCUUAUCUCCAUAAGAUCGAACAUGUCUGAUAUUGAACCCAAAGACCUCUACUACUACUCAUCAUCACCGUUCGGCCAUGAUCAUCAUCAAAUCAUGACCGUUGAUCGAGAUUUCAUCAGCUCCGCGGGCUCAUCUUCUUCUUCCUCCUCGCCCUUCAUAACCACCAUGCACAACACUCCCACUAACCCUAGCGGUUUCCUAGGGUUUGACAGUGGUAGUGUUGGUGGUGGUGGUGGUGGUUUCAUCAGCCCUACUAUGGAAGAUUUCUACUACUACUACAACAACUCGUCGUCGUUUAGUAACAACGCCACUACCACCACGGCUUUUGGGCUGUCGUCCUCUUCUUCCGACCAAGCUGCCGCUCUCAGCUCCGAUGAUCAGAAGCUAGGGUUGAUGAUGAUGAUGACGACGCCAUCGCCGCCAUUAUCGCCACCACAAGUGGCAGCGGUGGUGAGUAAUUGUAAUGAUAAUAAUAAUCACUCGAAUAUUAAUUCGCUGUCUUCUUCUUCUACCACUGGUGAUAAUCACGAUCAAGAUCAUGACUCUUCUAAUAAUAAUAAUAAUCGAGAUCAGAAGCGAAAAGGGUCCGAAGAUCGAGAUCAGAAGGAUCUGGAUCACGACGAUGAUGAUAGUAACUCUAAGAAAGUGAGCAAAGGGAAUAAUAAUAAGAACAAUAAUAAUAGUAAGAAAGGAGAGAAGAAGCAAAAGGAGCCACGAUUUGCUUUCAUGACAAAAAGUGAGGUUGAUCAUCUUGAAGAUGGCUAUCGAUGGAGAAAAUAUGGUCAAAAAGCUGUCAAAAACAGCCCUUAUCCAAGAAGCUAUUACCGGUGCACAACUCAAAAAUGUAGUGUGAAGAAACGCGUAGAAAGGUCAUACCAGGACCCCUCCACCGUCAUAACCACCUACGAAGGCACUCACAACCACCCACUACCCUCCGCCCUCCGUGGCAACGCCGCCGCCGCAGCCGCAGCCGCCGCCAUGUUCCCACCUUCCAUGACAUCGCUGAUGGGCGGCGCCGCUGCCGGUUUCCCUCAUCACCAGGAGUACAAUAGUCUGUUCGGACAAAUGCCUAAUAAUUACAUGAUUAACAAUAAUAAUAACAUAUUAUUAGGUGGUGGUGGCAGAUCAGGAUCAUCAUCAUCAACUAUAACAGCAUCAACGGCUGGGAUUUUAUCUCAGGCUGCUUAUCAUCAACAACAUGGUCGUGGUGAUGAUGAUUUUGGACUUUUGCAAGAUAUGGUUCCUGGUACCAUGUUCCUCAAACAAGAGCCAUGAUUAUAUAUAUAUAUAUAUAUAUGCAUGAUCAUAUAUAUAUAUAUAUGUGAUGAUGAUGAUGAUGAAGAUCGUAAAGCGUUUUUUUAUUAGUUCUGGUAAUCUCUUCUUGUAAAUAUAUAUUAUUAGUAGUAGUAAUUAAUAAUAAUGACUUUUGGCUUAGAGAGAUCGAUCUCGAUCGAUGGAUUAUUCAUCAUUUGAUAUGAUGGAUAUUAAUUGUGAUGCACUAAGUUUGUACGUACUUAUACGUACUUUAGACAAUUUUACAAAUAUAUAGAGACAUUUUCUUUCUUUUUUUGUUA
Humulus lupulus (European hop) is the source of this 1837-nucleotide messenger RNA. Its product is annotated as WRKY transcription factor 28. NCBI's taxonomy places the organism in Eukaryota, Viridiplantae, Streptophyta, Magnoliopsida, Rosales, Cannabaceae. The transcript has 3 exons. Gene Ontology annotation, biological process: regulation of DNA-templated transcription. The record is from RefSeq and is a predicted model, not a curated record. Gene Ontology annotation, molecular function: sequence-specific DNA binding; DNA-binding transcription factor activity. Bases 144 to 1538 code for a protein of 464 amino acids.